ACAGAGAGACAGAGAGACAGGAUCAGUCACUUUUCUCCUCUCUUUCAACAGGAUCACUGGAUUUCACCUGAACCCGACACAGGAGGGACCACCUCGGUGUCCUCGUGAGUUCUCACAAAGUAGAUGCACACGUCCACCGACAGAGAAAUGGCCAUACCCCGGAUGUUUGACUCCAACACGCCGUUCAUCAUUGUGACCGGAGGAUCUGAAAUCUCGUUUCUGGGCAAAGAGGACAGCGGCCAAGGUUGUGAGGAGGAGAAGGACUCGCUGGUCCAAGCCAUCGCCCCCCAUCUGAGUCGAGUGAUGCAGCACGGCACCGCAAAACACGUGGUCACAGAGGGACAUGAGGUGUCUGAGGAGAGUCCCUGUGUCUCCAUAGUCGCACAGGCUGAGAGAGAAGACUUCCAGGAGUUCAGUCCUACCAGCACACAGGGCCCCUACUCCAGAUCCCAGCUGCUCAAAAAGCUCAGGUCUCUCAGCAGGGGAUCCGUCCUCCUGAGUGACACAGAGGACGAGGACUUUGACUUGGACAAGCUCCCAAACUACCACCUGCAGAGGAAACAGCGCAGGAAAACCAGAACAAGACAGAGCCAGGAGGGAGGAGAGGAACCUCCUAUUAUCCGCGGUCUGUGGGUGCAGGAGAUCGACUGGCUGCGAUCAGCUGAUGGAGAGACGAGGUCGUCCGCUGAGAUCCUCCCGCCUCCUCCUCAGUUCACGGACUCUCAGGUCUCAUGUCUCUGCAGCCAUGGAGACCUGGACUCCUGCAUAUACGCUGAAGGCUGCAGCUGUGCAGAUGUUUGUGAAUGUGUGAGAGGAUUAGGGGAAGUGUCUCUGUCAGAGGACCAGUUCAGAUCAACAGAGGACACGUCCAGCUCUGACGACAGAGGAGGCUCAGACUCUGACUGUGGUCUGGAGCAGGACUCUGAGUCUGUCUGCACUCAUGAAAGUGACUCAGACUCAUCCUGCUGUGCAGAGGACCACGUGUCAGAUUUGACCUUUGACCUCAUGCACGUGUCUGGGUUCAGCUCCCGUCAUGGUGAAUGGGAUUCUUACUCUGCAGGGUGUGUGCAAAGCAUGCUGGGACUUUCAGACUCCACAUACACCCCCGACGCUGUGAAUACAUCCCAGGGUGCCUUUGGUUUUGAUGACAGUGAUAUUGACAGAGUUUUGGAUGAACUGAGAGGCAGAGUGACGCAGACGCCGAAGCUGUUUGUGUCUCCUUUCUUCAAAGAUUUGAUAAGACAGACUCCGAGUCACCAGAAACACAACGUACCUGUCAACGAAGGACUCAUAUUUCAUCAUCAACUGCAGUCCAGCAGUUCUCAGUACAGGGAGGGAGAGGAGUACAGCAUUGUUCACCACAUCCAGAACGGCUCGUACGGUGAUGUGUUCUGUGUCCGGGACAAAAGGACUGGAUUCGAAUGUGCUGCCAAGAGGAUUCCUCUGAGUCACUUCAGCAGCGAGGAGGUGAGCACGUGGAGCGCUCUGAACUCUCCUCGAGUCGUGGAGCUGUUUGGGGCUGUGAGGGAGGGACUGAACGUCGUGCUCUUCAUGGACUUGAAGCCAGCUUGUUUGGCUCAGCUCCUGAGAGAGAUGAACUCCCUGCCUGAGGAUCUGGCCCUGCACUACCUUCAUCAGUCACUGGGGGCGCUAGAACACCUGCACCACAGAAAGGUCCUUCACCUGGAUGUCAAAGUUGACAAUGUGCUGCUGUCUGCGGACUGCAGAGACACAUUCCUCUGUGACUUUGGUCUCUCAGAGACAUUAGAUGACAGUGGAUGGAGCACCAAGGCGUUCAGGGGAGCUGCCUUCCCGGGCACAGAGACCCACAUGGCCCCGGAGGUCGCUCGAGGGGAUCGACUCUGUGCCAAAGCAGAUGUGUGGAGCAGCUGUUGUAUGCUACUGCACAUGCUCAACGGAUGCCCCCCGUGGACACGUUACUAUUCCCACCCACUGUGUCUCCAGAUUGUCAAUGAGCCUCCUCCUCUGUGGGAGGUGCCGUCCAACUGCAACAACUUCACGGCCAAAGUGUUCAGGGCCGGACUCCAGAAGGAUCCCGAUAGACGAGCAUCUGCAAAGGAGCUCAGGAGGAAAACCACCAAGGCUCUCAGAGCAGUGGGAGGCCUGAAUCCCUGGUCCGUCAAAACCGCCUGUGAGAGUCUGAAUCGUGGCAAGAACCAGAAUGAGGACACCCCCUGCUCUUUGUCCACUGGGAUCAACCCAAAUAAACCGGCAGCUGCUGUCUCAGCACCCACGAUGCACUGGGUGAGCCCCUGGAGAACCACAGCUGUGGAUGAGGACAGCAAAGACAGAGACUCAGACCUAGACUCUGAAGUGGAGACAGAUUCCUUAGUUCGGGAGUGGGACUCACAGCCAAAGUCACUGCGGGUCGACUUCACUGCAGAUGAGACAGACUGGGAAACCGGGUCUGACUCCGAUGUCGAUAUUUACAUGGGAGAGGAUGAAUUCAUUCAGGAGAAGUGGCUGAAAACUAACAAGGACUAUGAGGGAGACUGGGAGGAGGAGGGACACGAGGAGGAGGAAGAGGAGGGGAAAGAAGAGUGGGACUCCUCUGGGUCCACAGAGCAUCUCCGGGCUCUCAGAGGCCUUUUCCCUUUGCUGCAAAAAGGCCGACAGAGCAACGACAGUUCAUGGGGCUCAGAACCAGAGCUGGAGCUCCUCAGAGACGAUGUAGCUGUAGGCACUGUGAUCCAGACCCCAUCCCCUGAACCUCGAGAUGACCCCCCGUCCUGUUUCAGCUGCUCGGACACAUCGCAGAUAGAUGCCUCAGAGAAGGACUCUGACCAUUCAUCUGAUGACCUGAGCUCCGGAGUCUUUUCCUCCUGCAACAGUGAGACAGACGGACACCUGGAGUGGUUGGCCUCAGCCAAUCAGCCCUCCUCAUACUGCUUUGAAGGUGUUGACAUCUGGAUAGAGAACGUUCAGGGCGAGUGUCUGAGGAUCCGCGAACGCCGGCAGGUCAAAGUGGGUCAUGUUGCCAUAGGAAUCAGUGAUCAGAUCUCGGGGAAGGCCUUCACUUUGGAGACCCUGGACAGGAAGAUGGUUUCCUUUGAACAGGAAAUCAGUGAGUCUUGUGUGUGGCUUCGCUGUGUCCCUGCUCCUGACACCUGUCAGCGCUGGACGUGGAGAGUCAGAGACGGCAAGCUGGAACUUCAGGAAUGAAACAGACAAUUUUGUUAUAUUUUUGUAUUUUUUGCACUAACUUGGGUUUGUUCUUAAAUCAUGUGGACUGAAAACAGACAUGUAGAUGGACACGACUGAAUUUCCUGGGUAAAAGCUGGAAAACCGCUGCUUUCAGUGAAUUUUUUUAUCUAUAGAUAUUUUAGUAUGUUAUUUCAGAGAUGGAUUUCUCAGAAUCUGCUCAAGUAUGUGCGUGCAGACAAGAAACCUGACUCUGGUUUCUAACAGGUCUAAAUACACUUACAGUCAGCUCCAAGAACUAUUUUCAGGAGGCUACACAAAGGGUUAGGGGUUAGGGUUGGACCAAAAUCUAAUCUAAACUGAUUGUUAACCUUUACAACUACAGACCUGAUCAUUGUGAAACCACUUUUAUUGAUUUAUUAUCACGUAUAAUUACAGGUGAGUCACUAACUUUUGCAGGUCUUUUCUGGGAGGUAGGUGGUCAAACAGUCCUUUGGAGAGGUCACCCUGAAGAAUUAAGGAGCUAAAAAGACAAGUGAUGUGUUCAGCCAGAGGAGGAUUUGUUGUUCUUAUUAAUGACUGAUAAUUUGUAUUAUAGAGGGCUAUGUAAACGCCCUGCAAUACAUAUUGAAUGGGUAAUGUAAUAGAUUACUUCGUACACAUACAGUGGAUGGUUAUGUGCAGUUUAUGAAUGUAUAUGCACCUAUAUGCAGUAUAAACAGCACUCUAUUUGUAAAGCUGAUUUUCCUGUUAUUAGUUAUCCAGUUACUUUUUUAAAACUUUUUAUGUCCAAAUGGAAAAAAAAGAUCCAGUUCUCAGAUCACAGUGUCUCCUUUGUUCCUCUGAACAUUAGUUUUUCGUGUCACCUGAUGUUUUUGUAGGGUUUAGAAUGAGUGAAGCUUCUUAGAACAGUGAAUGAUUGUUGAAUAAUUGUCAUGAUACCACAUGAGCCCUCAAGACUGUAAUAC
Molecule: messenger RNA, 4130 nt
Organism: Toxotes jaculatrix (banded archerfish)
Lineage: Eukaryota; Metazoa; Chordata; Actinopteri; Toxotidae
Gene: map3k14b
Exons: 15
Coding region: 124-3183 (1019 amino acids)
Biological process (GO): protein phosphorylation; positive regulation of canonical NF-kappaB signal transduction
Molecular function (GO): protein kinase activity; ATP binding
Source: RefSeq, a predicted model, not a curated record